Tarenaya hassleriana is the source of this 1341-nucleotide messenger RNA. RefSeq names its product putative glucose-6-phosphate 1-epimerase. Gene Ontology annotation, biological process: carbohydrate metabolic process. Gene Ontology annotation, molecular function: isomerase activity; carbohydrate binding. Lineage: Eukaryota; Viridiplantae; Streptophyta; Magnoliopsida; Brassicales; Cleomaceae. The coding region runs from base 4 to 1122 and encodes 372 amino acids. The record is from RefSeq and is a predicted model, not a curated record. The transcript is spliced from 8 exons.
AGAAUGGAACGGAGACGUGUACAAAACGAUGCGGACAAAACGGCGAAAAGGGUGCAGGCGCUUUUUCCACUGAGUGAACAAGAAACAAGCGGAAGAAGACGAAACACGACGAAGCACACGAAGGCGGCGGCGAAUCUUGGCUUUCCGAUCUUCUUCUCGGUUAUCGUGGUUUCUGCAUUCGCCAUGUCGGCCGAGCGUCUUCCCGUCGAGCAAACCAAGGGCGUCAAUGGCCUCGACAAGAUCGUCCUCCGCGAGUCUCGUGCCCGCUCCGCCGAGGUUUACUUGUAUGGUGGUCAUGUGACAUCAUGGACGAAUGAAAAUGGGGAGGAGUUGCUUUUUCUCAGUAGCAAGGCUAUAUUCAAGCCUCCAAAACCGAUUCGUGGAGGAAUUCCAUUAUGCUUCCCGCAAUUCAGUAACCUUGGUCCACUUGAAUCCCAUGGAUUCGCUAGAAAUAGGAUCUGGAGCAUUGAUUCUAACCCACCUCCUUUGCCGUCAAAUUCGACUUCUAAGGCUUUUGUUGAUCUGAUCUUAAGGCCGUCUGAAGACGAUCUGAAGAUAUGGCCUCACAAUUUUGAAUAUCGGCUGAGAGUAGGCUUGGGAGUGGAAGGAGAACUGAUGUUGACAUCUCGUAUUAGAAACACCAACUCUGAUGGAAAGCCAUUUACAUUCACGUUUGCGUAUCACACCUAUUUCUCUGUUUCUGAUAUCAGUGAAGUAAGGAUUGAAGGAUUGGAGACGCUGGAUUAUCUGGACAACUUAAAGAACAGAGAACGGUUUACAGAACAAGGCGACGCAAUAACUUUUGAAUCCGAGGUGGACAAGAUAUACCUAAGCACUCCUACGAAAAUUGCGAUUCUGGACCAUGAGAAAAAGAGGACUUUCGUCGUUCGCAAGGAUGGGCUUGCCGAUGCAGUGGUGUGGAAUCCAUGGGAGAAGAAGUCAAAGACGAUACCGGACAUGGGGGAUGAAGAGUAUAAGCAAAUGCUGUGCGUGGAAGCGGCUGCGAUAGAGAAACCCAUCACUCUGAAACCUGGUGAAGAGUGGAAAGGCCGUCUCGAACUCUCUGCCGUCCCUUCCAGUUACUCCAGCGGUCAGCUCGACCCUUCCAAAGUCCUCCAGUGAUUUCCCUUCCCCACAUAUUCACUCACUAGCCUCACUUCCAUUCCGUACUACAAACCCAUCUAUAUAUAUAUAUAUAUAUAUAUAUACACGGUGAUAGUGGUUGUGAUAAAUGCUUUUUUCAUGCGUGAACGGACGGAUGCUACAAUGCUUGUUUUAAUUAAAGCAUGUCGGAACUGUUGUGAAUCGGGUGGAUAUUCCUAUUCCUAAUGGUUUAUUGCA